Messenger RNA from Beauveria bassiana ARSEF 2860, 1173 nucleotides. RefSeq names its product C6 zinc finger domain protein. The record is from RefSeq and is a predicted model, not a curated record. Lineage: Eukaryota; Fungi; Ascomycota; Sordariomycetes; Hypocreales; Cordycipitaceae. The transcript has a single exon. Bases 1 to 1173 code for a protein of 390 amino acids.
AUGCGCACUCAAACAACGCCUCGCAGAACACCUCAUGGGAAGGAUCUGGACCGGACAAGCCUCAUGUCUCCGGCUUCUACCCCAAGGCAAACCUCCGACUUGGCCGAUGAUGAUGCAUUCGAUGGCGCGACAGCAACAUGGUCAACCAUGGACAUGAGUACCCUAGACCAAUACCCAUCGUCAUGGGAUGCCGCAUUGGACAUUGCCGACGCUGAAUUCAUGUUUGCGCACAACUCGGCAUUCGACGUCGCAGCAUCAUCUCUGUACACGCCAAACUUUGGUCUUUCCCCUCAGAGUCCGUCAAGCACCGUGUCGUGCGACCCUGGAGGCUCCUUGACGUCGACGAAUACCCUCCAAAUAGCAAUGCCAGAGAGUGUAGGCAGCAUCGAUGCCUUGUCUGCUCUCUCGGAGCUCUCCAAGAUGAAUCUCGACUUGCACAUUCGCGUUGCUGCUGCUGCGACGAACAAGGCCAGCCUAGAAUUCGACAAUAUAAUAUACCAGCAGGGCGCGUUGUACAUCAACAACUAUACACUCGCCGAAUUCAUGCUCAGCACGUCUCAAAACUUUCUGCAGCUCCUCACCAAACUUUGCAGCACCCGACAACCUGUUGGCCUGCUGUGCGCCUCAUCAACGACAGACACGCUUUCCUCCAAGCCACUAUCAAUGCAGUCGCACCCACCGCACAUGAGCCGGCAGGCCAAUAUAUUCGCUAGUUCGCCUCCAUCAUGUACUGCCGACACCACCGCAGGGCCGCUGCCCGCUCCCCUCGCGCUUGCCAUUACGAGUGUAUUGACCCAGCUCAUCUCGCUCUAUGAUCUGAUGCUCCAUCACUUUACCGCUCGCGCCCAGUGGAUCUCUGUUGAUCCCAUCGCCCCGCUUCCAGGUCUCUUGUUUGGUGGUGUGCCCCUGAACAAUCCGUGCACACAGGGCAUACUCAUUUCCAUCAACAUGCUCGAGAGAAUAGAGUGCCUUUUGGGUAUCAAGUCGGUGCCGAGCACCAGACAAGUAGGCUUGUUGUCGCCGAGACAAAAAGAGGUGCUCUGGAGUGAGUUGGACGGGAGAAGUGCUGUUUUGCACGGUUAUGCUGUUGUGCGGCCUGCCGAGUUGAGGAGGCUAUUCGGAAAAGUAGCAGUCACUUUUAGUCAGGCAUCAGCAGACUCGUUACAGACAUGA